AUGCAAUUACGUCACUUGCGCAUUGAAGUGCCAGCCACAGACAUUUUCAAUGGAUCCAGUCGAUAUCUAGUAGCUCUUCUAGCCACGUCGGAUGAAUCCAAUGUCAAAGAUACUGCACUCUUUGAUGAGAUGACCGUAUAUCUCCACGGAUUCCCAGAUAUGAGUGUCCAUCCUACUAGAGUGGACUUUGCUUCUCGAAUGCCUGCAAAACUCGCUGACUUUUUCAUGAACCAGCGACUGGAGAAGAAGAAGCGAGCGUUCUUGACCUUCAAUUUUGGUGGCAUUCCAGGAUCGGAUGAUGAACUUCGGUUCACGGACAAAACCAUCUCUCAAGAGGUCCAAGAUACGGUCGCAGUAUGUCACUACAUCCGUUCUCAUCUUUUAGGUCCAGUAAACGGAAGAUUGCACGUUGUUGGCCUCUCCACUGGAGCUAUCUUGGGUGCUUUACUACGUGACAAACAAGUAGCCGAUACCAUUACGGUAAUUGCUGGCUUACUGGACUUGACAAAAGGCGUUCACUUUGACUUCAAUCAGUUGCAACUGGAACAAUGUUCGUCUCAAGGCUGGUGCUGGAAAGAAUUCUACUUGGAAGAAGGCUGUCCAUUGCCCAAGAAUGUUGAGAUUAGUCUCGAUGGUGUCCAUUCCACGACCGAACGGAUUAAUGAUACGACGGCACCUUCAAAGGUCUUUGUACGUCUAGAAGAACGAUACAUCCAAGAAUACUACGAUGGUUCGCUCGAUAUCGUCCAAGCUGUGUCACAACCCGGGUUACCACCAUUACUAGUGAUUCAUGGCGAUGCCGAUCAGGACGUACCAUUUGAAAAUGGCAAAGAACUCUUUCAAGCUGCAGCCGAGCCAAAGACGUUUCUAGCAAUUGCAAACGCCAACCACUUGCUUUCAAAUUCCAAGCAUUUGAAAAAAGCAUGUUAUGCAAUUAGAAAACACAUGACAGUCAUGGAAUGCUAA
Messenger RNA from Peronospora belbahrii, 966 nucleotides. The record is from the annotation of a GenBank genome assembly. Lineage: Eukaryota; Oomycota; Peronosporomycetes; Peronosporales; Peronosporaceae.